Sabethes cyaneus is the source of this 1836-nucleotide messenger RNA. RefSeq lists its product as uncharacterized. NCBI's taxonomy places the organism in Eukaryota, Metazoa, Arthropoda, Insecta, Diptera, Culicidae. The transcript has a single exon. Gene Ontology annotation, biological process: regulation of cilium assembly. The record is from RefSeq and is a predicted model, not a curated record. Gene Ontology annotation, cellular component: centrosome. Bases 1 to 1836 code for a protein of 611 amino acids.
AUGAAUAACCAAAAUUUUACAGCAUCAGAAGAAAACGUUCGUAUUUUGAUGGAAAACAUUAUUGGUGAUGUUCCGAACAUGGCCGCUGACUUGAAAGGGACUCAAACCGUGACUCACACCAACCCUGGUGAUAGCUCCGGCCAAACAGACAAUCGACGAAUCUUGAAAAUGAAACAAAAGUUGGCCAAACAAAAUAAUUUCAUUUUUGAGCUCAAACGAAAAAUCCAAACUUUGGCGUCACUUUCGCCGAAGUCUGCUUCCGAUCACGAGGAACUUGCAUUUCUGAAAAGCAGACUUGAGAAAGAAAAUGCGCUGUUGAAGAAUUUACUAAAGAGCCUAGUACAGGAGCAAAGAACAGACAAAGGACAAGUGUGGGAACCCAUUCCGUUAUGCAGUGAUCCACUGGACGACGUAUGUCGUAACCCUUGGGUGCUGGGAAUUGUAUCAAAUCAUAAGCAACGAUUUUCGGUUGAUUCGAAUAUUUCAUCUGUUAGUUCAAAAAGUCAUAUAGAUGAUUCUAUAGUUUAUGCAGAUGUGGGCGAGAGAAUGCAAAAAGAGUUAAUGAAUCGAGACAGAGUCAUAGAGAUUUUGCAAAAUCGUGUCGACAUUCUUACUGCAGAUGUAAUGAAAGUUAGAUGUGACAAUGAAGCUAUUCUCCAAAAAUCACCAAAACACACUCAUUUUUGCGAAGCGGAUAUGAUGCACAGAUUGCGUUUCUACAAAGAAAACACAGAUGCUUUGGAACGAAAUUUAAAUCAAAUGGGUGCUGCUCUAAGCAUUAUACGUUCCGAGCUAGGUACCAAUUUAACCGAAAGUUCUCCAAAGUCAACAGCGUACCCUACAUUCCAGGCAGUAAAUUGCAAUGACGAUGUUAGCCAUGAUCAAACUAAUUACUCACUUUUAAAACAAGACGAUCAAUACCAAAAUUUACUAAAAAGUUAUACAAAAAAAUCUGACGAGUGCAAAAUGCUAACUGAUCGCCUUGCAAAAACUUGUUCCUGUCAGAUGAACGAGUCGGAAAAAACAGAACUCGAGUUACUCAAAACUCGAUGUUCCGAGCUGUUAGAUGUACAAGGUGAGUUUAAAGUUCUGAUGAAAGAACAAGGGGAACAAUUGGAUGAGUACCGCAGGAAAUACCUAGAAGCACAGCAGAAGGUCGAAGAACAGAAGCUUCUAAUGGAAAAACUGGAUGUAAGAAAUAGCAAAAUAGAAGAUCAAAUUAACAUCGAAGUACAGAGAAUUAAAGCAAAAUUUCAAGACAAACUACGCCAGCUAGCUCCAUUUCCAAGCCUUUUAGAGUCCGAGCAUCAAAAAGUAAAAGAAUUAAGAAAGUCGAAUGAGAAACUUUUGGAUGAACUGAAAAAAUCUGCAAAGGAGGUUAAAAAUCUGGAGCAGCGCUUGCACCAUGCUCAUGCUUCACAAAAUACAGAAAUGGAAAAGGAUUACAGUCUUUUGAAGGUUGAAUUCGAACAGGUAUCAGAAUUGUUGGAAGACGCAGAAAAAGGCAAGUCAAAACUAGAAGAUAAAUUAGCAGCUGCACUCAAAGAGGUUGAUGACGUUCGAGCGGAAACAGCAAACAUUAUUGCGAGAGCCAACAUCCGUGCGCAAGAGGACAAGAAAACGACACUAGCUACACAACAUGCGCUGGAAACUGAACUUGUUCAGUGUCGGGCCACUGCUGCCGUCACAAUCAACAACCGCGAAGAGGCAUUACGUGAAAUGCAAAAUCAGAUAGCUGUCCUUUCGGCCAGUUUUGACGAUGCUCAAAUGCAAAUACAGGCAUUGCGAAACCAGAUCACAUUUUUGAAGAAUGAACAUCGUGGGUUAAAAGUUUAA